Molecule: messenger RNA, 4085 nt
Organism: Cuscuta epithymum
Lineage: Eukaryota; Viridiplantae; Streptophyta; Magnoliopsida; Solanales; Convolvulaceae
Source: the annotation of a GenBank genome assembly
CGUAUGGAUUCAAGCCCAACUCUAGUUCUUCCUAUAAUGACUCCACCCUAGCUUCUAUAUGCUGCUCUCCUUGUCCUCUCUCCUAUAUUCGACAACUUCACUAUUCGGUAGGGAGAGAUAUGGGGAAGAAGAGAGUGGUAGAAGCCGGAGAGGAAGUGGGUAAUCCAAGCACGAACAAUUUAGAUUCCGAGUUUUCAGCAAAGAAGAAGAAGAAAUCAGAGGGUGGGAUGGAGGGGACCGAUGCUCCUUCAACCUCAACAAAGAAGAGGUCUGCCAAUCACAUGGAGAAUAAAAAGGAAAAACGAAGGAAGGACAAAAACAGGCACCAACAGGAGGAAUCCGAUACCGUGGAGCCAAAGCCUGAAAAUAUAGCUUUGCAAAUAAAAAAUGACGUGAACAUGCAAACUUCACCUAGCAGCAGUGGCUGCGUUCAUUUGCCUGAGUUUCAUAUCGGUGUGUUCAAGGACCUAGGAACUGCCGAUCCUUCCCUCAGAGAAGCUGCAGCUGAAAUGCUGGUUACUGAGUUGCAGGAGGUGCAGAAGGCAUAUGAUCAGCUAGAGAAUAAGGAAGCUGUUGAUGGGGAGUUGAAGUUAGAAGCUUAUAAGGGUGACGGGUUGGAUAAAUGUGCUCCAUCCUUGAGGUACGCAGUUAGGAGGCUUAUUAGAGGAGUUUCUUCUUCGAGAGAGUGUGCAAGACAAGGGUUUGCAUUGGGCUUGAGUAUUUUAGUCAGCACAGUUCCUAGCAUAAAGAUGGACGCACUGUUGAAGCUUAUUGUUGAAUUGGUCGAGGUUACUUCAUCAAUGAAGGGACGGGACGUAAGAGACUCCCUUUUAGGACGCUUGUUUGCUUAUGGAGCUAUAUCAAGGUCAGGAAGACUAACAGAAGAGUUGAUUAGAGAUAAAGAUACUCCAUACAUCAAAGAAUUUAUUGGCAGUGUACUCUCACUAGCAAAUAAGAAGCGGUAUUUACAGGAACCUGCUGUCUCAGUUAUAUGGGAAUUGGUUGAAAAGUUACCUGUUGAAGCAUUGCCAAGUCAUUUUUUUGAAGCUCCUGGCCUUCAGGAGUGGUUUGGGAGUGCAACUGAAAAUGGAAAUCCUGAUGCCUUGCUUUUGGCUCUCAAAAUACGAGAUAAAGUUGGAGUUGAUAAUAUCAUGUUUAAAAAGCUUCUACCUUCUCCAUUUAGCCCAAGCAGCCUUUUUUCUGCUGAUCAUCUAUCCUCUAUUGCGGCGUGCUUAAAGGAAUCUAACUUCUGUCAGCCACGCAUUCAUAGUGUAUGGCCCGCCUUGCUGAAUAUUCUCUUGCCUGAUAGUGUUUUGCUAGUUGCUGAUCCUGCAUCAGUUUUGAACUCCACAAAGAAGCACAAAAAAAGCCGUAGGGGAGAAGAUGAUAUUGAGAAAAAUCUCAGAAAUUUUUGUGAGGUCAUUCUUGAAGGAUCACUUCUCUCAUCAUCUCAUGACCGCAAAAAUUUGGUGUUUGACGUUCUGCUUUUGCUCCUUCCAAAGCUACCUGCACAUUAUAUUAACAUUGUGUUAUCUCAUAAACUUAUCCAGUGCUUGAUGGAUGUUCUUUCAACUAAAGAUACCUGGCUUUUUAAAGUUGCAGAGCAUUUUUUGAAAGAAUUGUCUGAAUGGGUAAGAAGUGAUGAUGUUAAAAGAGUCGCUGUUAUUGUGGCAUUGCAACGACACAGCAAUGGAAAAUUUGACGGCAUGACUAGGACCAAAACUGUUAAGAUGUUAAUGAUGGAGAUUAAGAGUGAAUCUGGCUGCAUGCAUUUAUUACAGGAAUUGAUGAGCAUGUUUCUGGAUGAAGUGCAUGCUUCAGAACAACCUUCAGAUCAAAGCCAAACAACUGAUGAAAAUUCAGAAAUUGGUUAUAAAGAGGAUAAAGGUUCUAAUGGGUCAUUGGGAUUUUCUGAUAUUCUGAAAAGCUGGAUCAUAGAGUCUCUUCCCGGUGCUCUAAAGCAUUUGGAACUUGACCCAAACACAAGGUUCAAAGUGCAAAGGGAGAUCAUGAAGUUUUUAGUUGUUCAAGGUCUCUUUUCUUCAACUUUGGGGUCUGAAGUUACAUCUUUUGAUUUGCAUGAAAAGUUUAAGUGGCCAAAGUCAGCCAUCUCAAGUGAUUUGUGUAGGAUGUGCAUUGAGCAGCUACAGUCAUUGCUUUCAAGUGCACAAAAGACAGAGGGAUCUCAUGCUUUGGCAGUUGGUACUGAAGCUAAUGAUCUGGGAUCUUACUUCAUGCGUUUUGUUAACACAUUAAGAAAUAUUCCUUCGGUUUCACUAUAUAGAUCCUUGAAUGAUGCUGAUGAUGAAGCAUUCAAAAAAUUGCACAAAAUGGAAGCAUUGCUUGCAAGAGAGGAGAGAAAUUAUGCUUCAAGUGUGGAUUUGAACAAGUGUCGUGCCUUGAGGUACUUGCUCAUCCAACUUCUGCUCCAAAUCCUACUACGACCAGGGGAAUUCUCUGAAGCUGCCUCUGAGCUUGUUAUGUGUUGCAAGGAAACAUUGGGUCCAUGUGACCUUCUUGGCUCCUCAGGUGAGGAUGAACCAAAUGAAGAUAGUACACUUCAUGUAAUGGAUGUGCUAGUGGAUACCAUGCUUUCUCUUCUGCCGCAGUCAUCAGCUCCCACGAGGGCAGCCAUUGAGCAGACUUUCAAGUAUUUCUGUAAAGAUAUCACGGAUGAUGGGUUGCUUCGCAUGUUACGGAUCAUCAAGAAAGAUCUUAAACCGGGUAGACAUCAUGAUAAUGAUACUGAAGAUGAUGAUGAUAAUGACAUUCUUGAUAUUGAAGAUGCAUCGGAAUCCGAUGAAGAUGGGAUUGCUGAUAGUGAUGAUCAGAUUGAUGACUCUGAGGCAGUAGUGGUUGGAGCAGAGGCAGAAAGCACAGAGUUUCCGAAUUAUACUGAUGACUCUGAUGAGGGAAUGGAUGAUGAUGCGAUGUUCCGGAUGGAUUCAUAUCUUGCACGAAUUUUCAAGGAACGAAAGAACCAAGCUGGUGGUGAAACUGCUCAAUCACAGCUCAUUCUAUUUAAACUCCGUGUUCUCUCCUUACUAGAGAUCUAUCUUCAUGAAAAUCCAGGUAAUCCGCAGGUGGUUAAAAUCUUCCAAAGUUUGGCUCAAGCAUUUAUAAACCCAAACGCCACCGAAGGCAGCGAGCAGCUUGGUCAACGUAUAUGGGGGAUACUACAAAAGAAGAUAUUCAAAGCUAAAGAUUUCCCGAGAGGGGAAUCCGUUGAACUCCCUUUACUUGAAUCCAUCUUGGAAAAGUUCUUGAAGUUGGCUUCUAGGCCUUUCAAGAAGAAGAAAUCCGCUUCAAACCUCUCAAAAAAGAAGCAAUCCAUCUCCUGGAACCGACACAAGAUGAUCAAUUCACUCGCACAGAAUUCCACAUUUUGGGUCUUGAAGAUAAUCGAUUCUAGAAGCUUCUCAAAGGACACACUCAGGACAACCUAUGAGAUCAUCAAGGGCAUUUUAGGGGACUAUUUCGAUAGUAAGAAGUCUCAGAUGAAAUCUGAUUUUUUGAAGGAAAUUUUCAAGAGGAGACCGUGGGUGGGCCACUACCUCUUUGACUUCCUCUUAGAGAGAUGUAGCAGUGCGAAACUUGCUUUUAGGCAGGUUGAGGGCCUUGAGUUGGUUCUGGAGAUACUCAAGUCUUUGGUGCCCACUGCAGAGUCAGGUAGGGACUCAGUUAAGAAAACAAUGGAGAGUAUGGUUCCUAAGCUGUGCCAUCUGGUUAAGGUGCUCGUGACUAACAUGCCUGACAAACAGUCCCGACGGGCAGAUGUGAGGAAAUUUUGCAGCAAAGUGUUUGGAAUUUUGUCAAGCCUUGACCUGACCGGGCUGUUCCUGAAAGGGUUGGAUCUUGAUAGUCACGCUGCUUGUGAAUCCCAAAUUGGUGAUGCCUUUCUUGCUCUGAAGAAGCAGGAUUGCUAGGUUUUAUUAAUGAUAAAUUAAUUUGAUAUUUGUAUGGCAAUACAUGUAAUAGUAAUAAUAAUAAUAAUUAUUUUUAUUACUCGUUAUGAUUACAUGAGAACUUCAUUUCAUGCAUAUUUUUAGUUACCAUUCGAUGAAGAUUGUGAUAAUGGUUUGGCU